Molecule: messenger RNA, 1694 nt
Organism: Balaenoptera ricei (Rice's whale)
Lineage: Eukaryota; Metazoa; Chordata; Mammalia; Artiodactyla; Balaenopteridae
Gene: SLC25A35
Product: solute carrier family 25 member 35
Exons: 7
Coding region: 627-1529 (300 amino acids)
Source: RefSeq, a predicted model, not a curated record
GGGGGCUCCCAGAAGAUGGGGGUGCACAUCAGGCUUGGCGCCUCGUUGGCAGUGAGGGGAGGCUCUUGUGGAGAGGAGCCGUUGUGGUGGGCCCCCGGGGACUGGGCAGCCCGGGGGCGAGAAGGGGGGCGCGGCCGGAUGAUCCGAGGGGGCUUCUGGGUAGGGGGUGUUGCUGCAGGAAGAGACUGAGCUGACAUCUUCCUCUGAGCUCUUCCGAGGAGUGGGGUACACUGCUGGAGUCAUCCCCUGAGAAAGAGGGGCAGAAAGAGAGACCCUUAGUGCCCACGAGUAGACCGAGGCCGUGUGUCCCAUCUGCCUCGCGGGAGGAGUCGCAGUUUCCGGGCUCUCCUGGCGCCUGAACCGAGAGGGAGUGGACCUACAGUUUGGCAGCCCCACCCGGCGAUGACCUGGGAUACAAGGCGAAGGAGGGGAGCCCUCCGCCCGCAAGAGCAGCAGCCCCAAACAGGCGGAUGAGGGACUGCUGCCUCCGUACUCGGCCUCUGCGUCCAAUAACCCAGGGUCCAACCUCUCCGCCCCGCCAGUGAUAAAACCUCUGCUCCCUGGGGACCCCUCCCAGUACUCCGAGUCCGCAGCCCAGGCACUGUUCCUGCUACUGCUGUCCCACCAUGGACUUCUUGAUGAGCGGCCUGGCAGCCUGCGGGGCCUGUCUGUUCACCAAUCCCCUGGAGGUGGUGAAGACCAGGAUGCAGCUGCAGGGAGAACUGCAGGCCCCCGGGACCUACCGACGACACUACCGAAACGUCUUCCACGCCUUCAUCACCAUCGGCAAGGUGGACGGCCUGGCAGCGCUGCAGAAGGGCCUGGCCCCUGCCCUCUUAUACCAGUUCCUGAUGAACGGCAUCCGGCUGGGCACCUACGGGCUGGCUGAAGCUGGGGGCUGCCUGCACACGGCUGAAGGCACCCUCAGCCCUGUCCGCAGCGCAGCAGCUGGAGCCCUGGCUGGGGUCAUGGGAGCCUACUUGGGGAGCCCCAUCUACAUGGUGAAGACACACCUACAGGCACAGGCAGCCACAGAAAUUGCUGUGGGGCACCAGUAUAACCAUCAGGGCAUGUUUCAGGCGCUAAUCAAGAUUGGCCAGAAACAUGGUCUGGUGGGGUUGUGGCGUGGGGCCCUGGGCGGCCUGCCCCGAGUUAUCGUCGGUUCCUCCACCCAGCUGUGCACCUUCUCGUCCACCAAGGACCUCAUGACCCAGCGGGAGAUAUUUCCACCCCAGAGCUGGAAGGUGGCUCUGGUGGCCGCCAUGGUGAGCGGCAUUGCGGUGGUCCUGGCCAUGACACCCUUUGACGUGGUCAGCACAAGGCUCUACAACCAGCCCACAGAUGCUCAGGGCAAGGGCCUCAUGUACCGGGGCUUGCUGGAUGCUCUGUUGCAGACGGCUCGGAUAGAGGGCAUUUGGGGCAUGUACAAGGGUAUAGGUGCCUCCUACUUCCGCCUCGGCCCCCACACCAUCCUCUCCCUCUUCUUCUGGGACCAGCUGCGCACGCUCUACUACAUGUACACCAAAUAACAACAGCCACUCUUCCAACACUCCAUCAAGUCGGCGCUCCUUGUACUCUUCUGACUCCAUUGUUAUGACCUGGUGACUUCUGACCAGAUGAUCUUUCAUCCAUCAGAGGGGGACCACCAACCCCACUCCCCAUCUGUUUUCUCAGGGUUGAAUCACUACAAGGGA